AUGACAUUCCAACCUGCCAACAAUGGCGACUCGUCAACUUGCGUUAUUGAGCUCCAAAAUACAUCCCAGGUCCUCACCACGCCACCAUCGGUAAGGCGUCAAGGGCCUGAGAGUAUCAAAAGUGUCCACAGUUUAUCGCUGUCUCAAGUUCCUCGUGAUAGCGGCAGCAGAAACGAUGAUCCUGUCGAAACCCUACCUUCGCCUACAACCGCCACCGAGAAGCUACAGAGAUGGAACCAUCCGCGCGUCAACACGUGGCGUACCUUGUCCGCUUUCUGGAGCUUCUUCAUCAUGGGAGCCAACGACGCUGCAUACGGAGCCCUCCUGCCAUAUCUCGAGGAAUACUACGGCCUCUCGUACACCAUCGUCUCUCUCGUCUUCCUCUCCCCGCUUCUCGGCUACUGCGCGUCUGCUCUGCUCAACAAUACCAUUCAUCUCAAGUUCGGCCAGCGUGGCAUAGCUUUCCUCGGUCCCAUAUGCCACCUGAUCGCCUACGCCGUUAUGGUCGUGCACCCUCCAUAUCCCGUUCUCGUCGUCGUCUUCGCAAUCGCCGGCUUUGGGAACGGUCUCGAGGAUGCUGGCUGGAACGCAUGGAUGGGGGCCAUGGCCAAUGCCAAUGAGAUCCUCGGUUUCCUGCACGGCUUCUACAGUGUCGGUGCCACCGUCAGUCCUCUCAUCGCCACCAGCAUGAUCACCAAGGCGAACUUGCAGUGGUAUCAGUUCUACUACGUCAUGGUCGGCACCUCCUUCCUCGAACUCAUCUUCUGCCUCACCAGCUUCUGGCACGCCACCGCCACCAUCUUCCGCGCCCAAAACGCCAAAACAAUCACCAGCACCACCUCCCCCUCCCCCAAACACGAAAACCGCAUGCGCGAAACCCUCACCCGCCUCCCCUUCGCCCGCACCACCUGGCUGAUCGCCGCCUUCCUCCUCGUCUACGUCGGCGUCGAAGUCGCGCUCGGCGGGUGGAUCGUCACCUUCAUGCUGCGCGAGCGGCACGCGCAGCCGUUCGCGAGCGGCAUGACGGCGACGGGCUUCUGGCUGGGCAUGGCGGUGGGGCGCGUCGCGCUGGGGUUCGUGACGCCGCGCGUGGGCGAAACUCUCGCCAUCGGCAUCUAUCUGCCCGUGUGCGCCGCGCUGCAGCUCGUCUUCUGGCUGGUGCCGCGGUUCCUGGUGAGCGCGGUGGCGGUCGCGCUGCAGGGCUUCUUUCUGGGGCCGAUGUUCCCCGGCGCGGUGGUGGCGGCGACGCGGUUGCUGCCGCGGCAUUUGCACGUCGGCGCUAUUGGGUUUGCUGCUGCGGUGGGGGGUGGGGGGGCGGCGGUGUUUCCGUUUGCGGUGGGGGCGGUGGCGCAGGGGAAGGGGGUGUGGGUUUUGCAGCCGUUUGUGUUGGCGCUUUUGGUGGGGUGUUGGGGGAUUUGGAUGGGGUUGCCGAGGAUGGGGAGGAAGAGGGAGUAG
This is a messenger RNA of Diplodia corticola, 1455 nucleotides long. RefSeq names its product mfs transporter. Gene Ontology annotation, biological process: transmembrane transport. The record is from RefSeq and is a predicted model, not a curated record. Gene Ontology annotation, molecular function: transmembrane transporter activity. Bases 1 to 1455 code for a protein of 484 amino acids. Gene Ontology annotation, cellular component: membrane. NCBI's taxonomy places the organism in Eukaryota, Fungi, Ascomycota, Dothideomycetes, Botryosphaeriales, Botryosphaeriaceae. The transcript is spliced from 3 exons.